UUCUGCCUUGCUCCAUACCCUUCUGCAACUAGAGAGCGGACAUGUUAGCCCUGUCAUAACGGGGAUAACGGGUAGUUGGAUACUUAGUGCAGGGAUUUGCUGCUAGGGAAAUCAUGGACGCCGUAAACGCUUUCAACCAUGAGCUGUUCUCCUUGAUGGACAUGAAGCCCCCAAUAUCUCGAGCCAAGAUGAUAUCCAUCACUAAGUCAGCCAUCAAAGCUAUGAAGUUAUAUAAACACGUGGUCCAGAUUGUUGAGAAGUUCAUUAAAAAGUGUAAGCCGGAGUACAAGGUGGCAGGUCUAUAUGUUGUAGACUCCAUCGUCCGACAGUCCCGUCAUCAGUUCGGCGUGGACAAGGACGUGUUCGGGCCACGGUUCACCAAGAACAUCACGGGAACGUUUGAGAACCUCUGUCUCUGUCCCACUGAAGAACGGAGUAAGAUAGUGCGUGUGUUGAAUCUGUGGCAGAAGAAUGGUGUGUUUAAGAUGGAGAUCAUCCAGCCUCUUCUAGAUAUGGCUAUAUCUGGUUCCAGCAGUGCUGCAGCUGCAGACACCGAGAUGGACGACCCAGACCCAGGUUUCCCCUCAUCCCCCUCACCAGUAAAGGGUCCAGUCACCUCAGUAACAGAAAACACAGUUGUGGCGCCUGUCCCUCAGCUUCAGAACUCUGACGCAUUCGCUGCUGUCGCUCAGCUCUUCCAGUCCUCAAAGGGACAACAGCUUCAACAAAUGCUCCAGAACUUCCAACAAAUUCCGUUAAAGCCUCAGACUCAUCCCUUCCCGCCCCAGACCCACAGCCACCCCCAGGCUCAUCCCCAGCCGCAUCUUCAGGCUCCACCCCAUCCCCAGCCGAAUCUCCAGGCUCCACCCCAUUCCCAGCCGCAUCUCCAGGCUCCACCCCAUUCCCAGCCGCAUCUCCAGGCUCCACCCCAUCCCCAGCCGCAUCUCCAGGCUCCACCCCAUCCCCAGCCGCAUCACCAGGCUCCACCCCAUCCCCAGCCGCAUCUCCAGGCUCCACCCCAUCCCCAGCCGCAUCUCCAGGCUCCACCCCAUCCCCAGCCGCAUCACCAGGCUCCACCCCAUCCCCAGCUGCAUCACCAGGCUCCACCCCAUCCCCAGCCGCAUCUCCAGGCUCCACCCCAUCCCCAGCCGCAUCUCCAGGCUCCACCCCAUCCCCAGCCGCAUCUCCAGGCUCCACCCCAUCCCCAGCCGCAUCUCCAGGCUCCACCCCAUCCCCAGCCGCAUCUCCAGGCUCCACCCCAUCCCCAGCCGCAUCUCCAGGCUCCACCCCAUCCCCAGCCGCAUCACCAGGCUCCACCCCAUCCCCAGCCGCAUCACCAGGCACAUCCCCAGCCUCCAGCCAACCUCCACCACCUCCACUCCCAGCCCCAUCUCCAGACCCUCACCCCGGCCGCUCAGCGACUCCCCCUCCCCUCCAGCGAGCCCACCCAGCAGAAAACAGCGUUUGACAAGGUGGCUACGCUGUUGGACCGUUUUGACUAUGACGAUGAGCCUGAGGGAGCCGACGAAUCAAAGAAGCACCAGACAUCUUUUACCCAGCAGCCUCCAGGUUUCCCCCAGCACUUUCAACAACACAUGAUGGGCAUGAUCCAAGACCUCACACACCAGAUACCUCUCCCUCCCAACGGCCAGCUCCAGGGCUAUGGUCUGCUGCCGGGCCAGGCCUACCCAGGAAUGGUGGGUCCUCCAGGCCAGCCCCUCCCUGGUACAGCACCUCCGGGCUUCCCUGGGGGAUACCCUCCAAAUAAGGACGCCUUCGGCCAACACGUGGGCCAGCAAGAACAGGAUAUGAAUAUGGACCUGGACCCCCCCUCCAUGAAGGAUGGACGACACCGACCGGAUGGCAGGAAGUCACCAUCAGGAUCUAGGUCUCCUAAGAGGAGGCGGUCGCGGUCCAACUCUAGAACACAACGGUCCAGAAACAGACGCUCUCGCUCACGGUCCAGAGACCGCCGCAGACACUCCCCACGGUCACGCUCCCAGGAACGCAGGGAGAGAGAGAAGGAGAAGGAGAAAGAGAGGGAGAGACGGCAGAAAGGACUGCCACAGCCCAAGGCUGACACGCUGAGCGUGUGUAGUACCACUCUGUGGGUGGGUCAGUUGGACAAGAGAACACAGCAGCAGGAUGUAGCCUGUCUACUGGAGGAGUUUGGACAGAUAGACUCCAUCAACAUGAUUCCUCCCCGAGGUUGUGCCUACAUUGUCAUGGUCCACAGACAGGAUGCCUUCAGAGCUCUGCAGAAACUCAGCAGAGGAUCCUACAAAGUCAACCAGAAAGCCAUCAAGAUCGCGUGGGCGUUGAAUAAAGGUAUCAAAGCAGAGUUGAAGCAGUACUGGGAUGUAGAGCUGGGCGUUACCUUCAUCCCCUGGUCUAAGAUACGACAGGACCAGCUAGAGGACAUCAGAGAGGGAGGGACGCUGGACCCAGACACACUGGACCCAGAGUGGAGGAGUGUUCAGAGUAACCAGGACACACCAGAGGAGUUCAGACAAAAUGGCAGCUCUGAGCCGUUAGCCACGGUGGAGGACACAGCUGGGGCCGCACCUGUAGCCACUCCUGUACAGGUACAUCCGGUCCAGGUGCAGUCGAUGGGAGGUGUAGGUUCUCUCCAGCAGCACCCCUCCUUCCCCCCUGGGCCUGGCCCUCCUGGUGGUCCCCCCAUGGGCCUGCCUCCCCCUUCCUUCCCCCCUGGUGUACCACCCGGACCUCCUCCCUCCUUCAUGAGACCGGGACCAAGGUUCAACCCCAUGCAGAUGAUGCCACCAGGUUUCCUUCUGCCUGGGUCGAUGCCCCUGGGCCCCUCUGGCCCCCCUCCCUCAGCAGCAGGGGGUGUAGGGGGAGUUGAGCUGUCUCUGGAUCCAGCCGGCCUGGGUAACCAGGUGCCUGGUCCUCCAGGGGGCUCACCAGGCGGUCCCAUCCCACUGUCUGGAGGUCUUCUUGGGGCUCGCCCCGGCAUGAUCCCCCUCCAGCGCCCUCCAGUCCACUCUCCUGGUCCGGUCCUCCCCCCACCUCACAUGCAGCGCUUCCCUCCUCCCCACGGUGGCCCACAUGGCCCCCACCCCCCUCGGGGCCCCCCCCACCACAACAUGCCACCCCAGAUGAUGCCCCCCAACAGGGGCCCCCACCCUCACAUGAUGCACCACGAUGGCCCCCCUCCGCCGCCCGGGGGCCCACGAGGGUUUGGGAUGGGCAUGCCCCCUUCCCAUCCCAUAAGGGGUCCCUUCCCUCCCCACGGGCCCCUCCCUGGGGGGCCCCCACCACCUUUCAUGAGGGGGGGCCCUCGAGGGCCAGAGGGGCCGGAGGAGAUUGAGGGGAGGGGGCCCCCCAGGGGCGAGAGACCUGGGUUUAGGGACAGAGAUCCAGAUAGGGAGCGAGAGAGGGACUGGGAGAGGGAUAGAGAGAGGGAGAGGUUUGAACCCUUCCAAUCCCAACAGAAGGUGGAAUCGGAACCCUCUGGCCUCCCUGUUGAAGUGACUGGUACAGAACCGCGCGUGGCGUGUGUUUCUGGAUCUACAAGUCAACCUCAGCCCAUAGAGAAAACACAUGCGGAUGAGACACAGGAGACUGAGGCAGUCAUAGGCUAG
This is a messenger RNA of Salvelinus namaycush (lake trout), 3605 nucleotides long. Its product is annotated as SR-related and CTD-associated factor 4-like. The coding region runs from base 114 to 3605 and encodes 1163 amino acids. Gene Ontology annotation, cellular component: nucleus. The record is from RefSeq and is a predicted model, not a curated record. Gene Ontology annotation, biological process: negative regulation of termination of RNA polymerase II transcription, poly(A)-coupled. Gene Ontology annotation, molecular function: RNA polymerase II C-terminal domain phosphoserine binding; RNA binding. NCBI's taxonomy places the organism in Eukaryota, Metazoa, Chordata, Actinopteri, Salmoniformes, Salmonidae. The transcript is spliced from 20 exons.